Messenger RNA from Rotaria socialis, 3207 nucleotides. Lineage: Eukaryota; Metazoa; Rotifera; Eurotatoria; Philodinida; Philodinidae. The record is from the annotation of a GenBank genome assembly.
AUGAACAAGACAAUGAUUUCUCAAGAACAAGGGACGCAGUCGGAUCAAUCUAAUAUUCUACCUGUUCGAUUCUGUGGUUUAAAACUCAAAGAUACUUUGCAGUUUCUAUCCUCUUUGCUUUUGCCACUGGUAUUAGGCGUCUUCACCCUCGUUAUAACUUUUCAACAACAGGAAAUAGCAAAAAAACAACGUGAAGAAGAUCGAAUAGAAUCACAGAGACUUCGCCAGCUGGAAAGGAAUAUAUCCCAACAACAGCGCGAAGAAGAUCAAAUGGGGUCCCAGAGACUCCGCGAGCUGGAAAGGAAUAUAUCCCAGCAACUACGCGACGAAGAUCGAAAUGCAUCCCGACAACAGCGACUCGAAGAUCAGCGUGCAGCCGAGCAAUUGCGUGAACAAGAAAGGAACGCGUCCCGAGAACAACGCCUUGAUGAUCAGCGAGCAGCUGAAGAGUUGCGUAAACAAGAAAGAUAUUUGAAUAGUGAACGAUAUCAAGAUGAAAUUCUCGAUACUUAUAUUAAAGAGAUCGGUGAACUUCUAGAAAGAUACACUGGGUCAUUGACAUCCAAUGAAGUCGCCUCUACGCUUGCUCGAGCUAAAACUCUUAAUAUCUUCCGUAAACUCGAUCCGCAACGGAAUGGGCGCGUUAUUCGGUUUCUUUACGAAGCAAAACAACUCACUGAAACACAAAAUCAUAGUUCCAUAGACCUAUCAACAGCGGAGCUUAGUGAUAUCGAUUUUCGUAAUGCAUCAAUAAAUAAAAAAACAUUGAAAGACCUUGUGUUAACUGGUAUCUUUCUAUCAAAUGCUUUAUUUGUUGAUAUUAAAAUGAAAAACAUCAACUUUGAUGAUACUCAGUUUGAUAAUGCAAACUUUUCGUCUACACAGCACAACGAAGUCAGCUUUACACGAACUGAAUUCCGCUAUUCUGAUUUUUCUUCUACUCAACUCAAUGCUACUAACUUUUUAUUCGCUAAACUCAGCGACGUAAUAUUUUCCUCUGGAAAAUUCGAGAAUGUCAAUUUCAAUUCUACGGAGCUCAAUACGGUAGAUUUUUCUACUAGUCAAUUGACUACUGUGGAAUUUAAAUCUGCUGAACUCAAAGAUAUAAAGUUUUCGAAUAUUACGGCCGACAAUAUUGACUUUACGGCAGCGAAGCUUGAGAAUGUCGAUUUUUCAACCAGUAAUCUUACCACUGUGAAAUUUAAAUCUACUGAACUCAAAGAUAUAAAGUUUUCGAAUAUUACGGCCGAAAAUAUUGACUUUACAGGAGCGACGUUUGAGAAUGUCGAUUUUUCUUAUGCUCGACUUAAGAAUGUGAAUUUUUCAUCCAAUUCGAUUUCUAACGUUAUUUUUGCAAACUCGCAUUUUGAUAAUGUGAAACUUGUAUUUCGCACACUUUAUAAUGUGGAUUUUUCAAAUAUGCAGCUCGAUAGGAUUGAUUUCAGAUCCAAAAAUCUUACGAAUGUCGAUUUCUCAUCUGCUACGUUGAGAUACAUCGACUUUUCAGUAGCUACAUUAAUCAACGUAAGCUUUUCAUUUGCCAUAUUAGUUUCACCGACAUUUUCCAAGACUAAAGCAGCUAACACGAAUUUUCAACAAGCACGCUCUGUUUCAGCUGAUUUUAAGUCUGCGAAAUUAUCUGGUUCCAACUUUGGGGGUUCAAGUGCUACACGUGGUGAUUUUGUACUUGCUGACUUGACCAAUGUUAGCUUUGAUGGUGCCACUUUGUACAGGGCCAAUUUUGGUAACACUAAUAUGACUCACAAUCAGCUGAAUAGUGCACUCUCUAUCCAAUAUGCCAUGGCACCUAAUAGAACAGUUUUGCAUGACAAGAAUUUGAUCAAUAAUGGUCAUGCUGAUUGCAUAAUGCCUCUUAACAAAAGUUGGACAUUAAAAACUGGCAUAAUCUCUACAGCAAUAUUGACUGAUCGUUCAACUGAUUGUCGCUUCGUUUUUCAAUCACGUCGCACUGGAGCCAUCAUGUUUCAACGUAUUGAUUUAUCCAACAAGUGGAAUUCAGCAGCUUGGUCAUAUUCACAAGCGGUGUUGAGUGCAGAAAUGAGUACAGGCGUACAAAUUGAAUUGAGGGGAAUUGACGUCAAUGGUUCAGUUAUUGCCCAUGAUGUAUUAAAUAUAAACCAAACAAAAACGAAUAUGAUAUUGCGCAGUGAAAUGUAUGAACUUGAAGUUUUCAUUGAUUUCGCUGCAUCAACCAAUCAAAAUCCUGCAGAAAUUUGGUGUGACAACAUCCAUUUAUUCAUCGUCUAUGAUGCAUAUGGUGCAUUUCAACAAACCAUUCCGAAUAUUCCCACAAGUACUCAUUGGUCACAGUAUGGUGUUACUGUUGCUGGAGGUACAAAACGUGGCAGUACUGUCAAUCAUCUCUCGGAUCCUCACGGUCUAUUUGUUGACGAUGAUCAAACAAUUAUCAUUAGUGACAUGUGGAAUCAUCGUAUCGUUCAAUGGAAGAAUGGUGAAAUCAAUGGACAAGUCAUUGCUGGUGGCAAUGGCAAAGGAAAUCGAUUGGAUCAAUUCAAUCAACCAACUGAUGUGGUCAUCGACAAAGAGACCGAUAGCCUCAUUAUCUGCGAUUGCAAGAACGAUCGAAUCGUCCGAUGGUUUCGGCGUAGUGGCACUACACAAGGUGAAAUCCUCAUUAAUAGCACCGCUUGUUGGGGAUUGGCCAUGGACGAUCAGAGAAAUCUCUAUGUCUCUGACACCAAUAAAGAUGAAGUCCGACGGUAUCCAAUAGGUGGCAAGAAUGGAACUCUCGUCGCUGGUGGCAAUGGCAGAGGUGCUCGUCCCAAUCAACUCAACUCUCCGAAUUACAUCUUUGUCGACCGACAACAAGCUGUCUACGCGUCGGACUCCUUAAAUCAUCGUAUCAUGAAAUGGCAUAAAGAUGCAAAAGAAGGGAUUGCAGUCGCUGGAAACCCAGUUCAAGGGAAUGCUCUGACACAAUUGUCUUAUCCUGAAGGGCUCUUCGUCGAUACCUUGGGUAACCUCUAUAUUGCAGACAGCGCAAAUAAUCGCGUUCUCCGUUGGCCUCAAGCUGCGAAACAAGGCACUGUUAUUGUGGGUGGAAAUGGUGAAGGAUCCACAGCAAACCAGUUUCAUUACCAGAGAGGUCUGUCCUUCGAUCGUCAUGGCAAUUUCUAUGUUGUUGACCACAGCAAUCAUCGUGUACAACGAUUUUCAAUCGAAUAG